UGUAAAAUUUGUUUAUGUAGAAAGAGUUUUGUUACUUGUUUUACUUAUAAAAAGUUUUAUUACAAUAUCAAAAAUGAAAUUUAGAUGUAGAAUGGUAGAUGCAAUUGCAAUGAGAGACUUUACUAAUAUUGUUAACACUAUUUCUCGAAUAACAAAACAAUGUACCUUACGAUUAACAACGAACGAAUUAUGCUUCAGCGUAAGCGAUGAUCGAGCAUCGAUGGUUUGGGCCGAAUUAAUUCAAACUCAUUUUUUUACUGAAUAUAUAAUGAAUGGUGUCUCUGAAGAACAGAACGAAAUUUAUUUAGAAUUCGAUCCCUCUAUGCUUGCUCGAUCUUUAGGAUCUCUACGGAUGACCGCGAAAAGCGUUAAAAUCAAAUUAACUAAUAAACGACAACCAUGCCUUACACUAGAAAUUGAAUUGCCUUCUUUGAGCAUAGAAUCAAGACAAUGUUUACAUGAUGUACCUGUCAGAGUGAUACCACGUCGUGAAUGGGCAGAGCAUCAAACACCAAAUAUUCCUGAAUUUGAUAUUUCAGUUGAUAUGCCUCAACUUAAACAUGUAAGAAAUAUUGUGGAUAGAAUGAAAAACAUGAGUCCAUGUUUAACAUUAAGUGCCGAUAAAACUGGCACAUUUGUAUUAAAAAUUGAAACAGAUAGUGCCACAGUAUCUACACAUUUUCAAGAAUUGCAAGUUUGGAGUUGCAGUCAACAAAAUCAAGAUGAGGUAUCAGCUACUAUAGAUAUUAAAAAAUUUCUUAUGUUUUUGGCUUGGGAUAUAGUACAUCCUGAUGGUGUAAAAUGUAAUAUACUUCAAAACAGAAUGGUUAAUUUGUUUCUACAUUUAGCAGAUUAUCUUAAAAUAUAUUAUUUUCUUUCCUCGAUAACUAUUUAAAUUAUAUUAAUUGUAUUAAUUUAAUUUAAACAAUAAUAUUUUAAUAUAAUAUAAAUUUUUUAUUUUUUACACAAUGCUGUUGUCUUUUAAAACACAAAAACAAUUGGUAUAAAAUGUAC
Messenger RNA from Apis laboriosa (Himalayan honeybee), 1014 nucleotides. It is a transcript of the gene Hus1-like, whose product is annotated as checkpoint protein HUS1. The record is from RefSeq and is a predicted model, not a curated record. Lineage: Eukaryota; Metazoa; Arthropoda; Insecta; Hymenoptera; Apidae. Gene Ontology annotation, biological process: mitotic intra-S DNA damage checkpoint signaling; meiotic DNA integrity checkpoint signaling; telomere maintenance. Gene Ontology annotation, cellular component: checkpoint clamp complex; nucleolus; site of double-strand break. The transcript has 3 exons. The coding region runs from base 74 to 895 and encodes 273 amino acids.